Molecule: messenger RNA, 927 nt
Organism: Ostreobium quekettii
Lineage: Eukaryota; Viridiplantae; Chlorophyta; Ulvophyceae; Bryopsidales; Ostreobiaceae
Source: the annotation of a GenBank genome assembly
AUGGGCUACAAACCGAACGAGGCGGGCGGCGAAAGUAGCGCCAGAGAAAGCCGUUGCUGCCGGAAGCGAAAGCGGACGUCGGAAACCUGCGAGCAGGCUGCCUCAGCUGCCAUCUUGCCAUCCAGCGCAAGCGAAAAGGUCACUUGCAACGGGCUAGACAGCAUCUGGGACGACGAUGGCGAUGCCGAUGUCCCUUGUGACACCCUUGCCGCAAUUCUAUUGUUGAAGUCUCAGUUUCCAAAGUUCGCUUCUGCACACGUGCACCCAGUGGUGUUGAAGUCUCAGCUCUACAGCAUCGUGACGGACCGCACCAUAGUUGACAGGGAGCUGGACUCCCUCAGGCACUCUCACAAAAUUAGGUGGCUCAGACUCCCAUUUGGGACUGACGAGUAUGCUGUGGUUGUCAUGGAGGACUACCAUGAAGAGAUCAACGAUGCCAAGCGAAGGCAUUGCUCAACAGCAGAAAACGAACAUGCUGGUAGAGUUUUUGAUUGCUUUAAGGAGCAGAUCCUCUCAAGUGUGGUGGAUGUCAAAGUAUCACAUGCCGAUCUGUUGAAUCUGCUGCAGUGUUGGUCUGAUAGCACACCAGACCAGCCUGUUGAGGAAGAACAGAUUUCUGCACUCCUUGGUGCGGGGCUUCUGACUAGAAUGACAACGGCACGCCUUCAAGGUUACCACUUUGCAGUUCCCAGUGCAGGGCAUGUUGUGGCUAGCAUCACGAAAGGCCGAAGAGAAUUGAUUGGGCUGUUCAAGAAGCGGCGGAACUCAGAGAUAGCAGAGAAGGAGUUGUUCAGCGGAAAGUAUAAGUUGAAACAGAGCAAGCUGGGUGUGCGUUUUCACACGAGGGACUUGGUGGGAAAAGGAAUCUUGCAUCAAAUUCGGUCGACAGUGGGAACAGUGUACAGAUUGGCAAAAGGGGGCGAAUGA